This is a messenger RNA of Aspergillus oryzae RIB40, 1218 nucleotides long. Its product is annotated as FAD-dependent oxidoreductase. NCBI's taxonomy places the organism in Eukaryota, Fungi, Ascomycota, Eurotiomycetes, Eurotiales, Aspergillaceae. The transcript has a single exon. The record is from RefSeq and is a predicted model, not a curated record. Gene Ontology annotation, molecular function: FAD binding. Bases 1 to 1218 code for a protein of 405 amino acids.
AUGUCAAACUGGCGGCCCGGAAAACGAGUUGCGAUCGCCGGAGGAGGGCCUGGCGCGAUUUCAACUGCGCUUGCUUUUCUCAAGCAUGGCUAUGAUGUCCGCGUAUUUGAGAGGCAGCCAGAGUGCCGAGCCAUCGGAGGUGCUGUUCUCUUAUCCACACCAGUCUUAGCGAUCCUGCGCUCCUACGGCAUGAGUCUAGAGAACGUCGGGUCAUACACCGCUACCUAUUUCGCAAACAAAUGGGGCAGAGAGCGUCUGCAGCUGCCAUUCAAUACCGAAGUUGAGAGACGUAUUAGGAUCAAAGGUUGGCAGUACGGAGUAUUGCGAUCGUCAGCCUUCAAAAAGAUGCUUGACCUCGUCCCCGACGGAGUCGUUUCUUGUAACCACGAGGUCACCGGGUAUAAUGAGCAUGAAGAUUGUGUCGAAGUCAAAUUCAAAAACGGCAGCACGGUAACAGCCGACAUUCUCAUCGCUGCCGAUGGAAUUCGGUCCGCUGUCUCCCGACAGGCCUUUGGUGAUCCCAAGCUAUUUCACACGGGAAUCCGUCUGUGGCUGGCAUGGUGUGACCAUAUCCCCGAUAUCCCUCCAAACGUCGGCGUUAUCUCACACGACUGGCAAUAUCAGACCAGCUUCUUUCCCAUGCUUCACGACGGCAAACCUGGAUUUGAGUGGUGGGUGGUUGAGCCUGGCUGGGAAGGACAACCACUGCCUGAGGACCCUAAAGCACACGUCUCAAAGAUUCUGGAAGGCUGGGCGCAGCCAAUGCCGCGUUUGCUUGAAGCUACUGAUUUCGAUACACAGGUGUACCGAUGGGACAUCUACAACAGACCUUCGAUGAAGAAGUGGUCCACCGGACGGAUAGUCGGGGUGGGAGACGCGGUGCACCCGGUGUCGCCUUACGCCGCCUAUGGUAUGGGUAUGGCGAUCGAGGACGGAUACUAUCUAGCCAAAGCGCUGAAUGGCGUCGACUUACGUGAUGUACGUGCUGUCAGCGCAGGCUUCGAGCUCUAUGAGGCGCAGCGCGUUGACUACGUGAACCAUCAUAUGGAAUUUGCACGCUUCUCGAGUUCCAUGUUCCACAGCCUCCCCUGGCCCCUAGCUAAACUACGAGACUUCAUUUUCGACUAUACGCCAGUGUUGAAAAACUUGUUGCGGAAGCAGUAUCUUCAGAAGGCGGAGGAUGAGACGAUGAAUCUUAAGGAACUUCAUGUAUUUUAG